AUGGACAAAGCUCACCUCCUGAAAGGUCAUAUGCCUGGAGAGAGAAUGAAAUCUUUGGCAAUGGCUGUCCGUUCUGCCACGCUGAAGUGCUGCACAAUGUCGAGCGAACUCCAACAAACCGCCUUGUCUGAAAUUCUGAGAUAUCUCUGUGUCCUGUUUGCUGCACUGCAAGAAAUACGCAUCAGAGACCAACCCGUCAUCAGCGUCGGAGAUUACAACAUUUACUGUGUCUAUGCUGAUGAAGAGGAGGUAGGAAGCUGUGCUAUAGCUGUGAGGAACGACUACAAAAACCUGGUUGAGGAAUUCGGCUCGACGUCGACAAGAUUCGCCUUGUACGGCUGCAGCAUAACAGAGGAUGCAAACUCUGGAUCAUACGAGCUCAUGCAGCUACGGGGACCGCUUAAGAGAAAAAUGAAGACGCUUUCUAUGAUGAAUUGA
Messenger RNA from Necator americanus (New World hookworm), 438 nucleotides. RefSeq lists its product as uncharacterized. The transcript has a single exon. NCBI's taxonomy places the organism in Eukaryota, Metazoa, Nematoda, Chromadorea, Rhabditida, Ancylostomatidae. The record is from RefSeq and is a predicted model, not a curated record. The coding region runs from base 1 to 438 and encodes 145 amino acids.